AGAAUGGUCUGAAUUUGGGCGGCAGCUACUUUAUCAUAUAGUCAGCUCCACCCAGAACUCUCUCUAUCACACACACACACUUUCUGUCAUUCACUUGACUGUCAGUCACCUGAGCUGUCAAACAGCAUAAAUGAUGAACUGAGAACAAGAUGAGACAAGACAUCAUGCUCAGCAGACUGAUACUGCUGUCUGCCCUCUGUAUGGCAACAUCUGCAUCUCUGGGUAAUGCACAGUGCAAUGCAACACACUCAGAUGAAACAGGAUCAUGCAGUCUCACUACUGAUAGAACCAGCAAUCAAACUUUGAACAGCUGUGAUCUGAAUAAUCUGAAAAACUUCAGCUCUCUGAUUUUAAAUGCAGUGGAUGACACUGUACACCAUCUACAAUGUAUAUCAAACAGCCCAGCAAGUUUUCCUCAAGAAAAACUUCACAUGCUCCAAACUGAGCUUGGAAAGAUCAUUGCAUCAACACUAAAUGUUAUGGUUCACCUUGGAGUUUCUUCAAACGAGGACAUUGCUGACAGUUUUGGUGCUUUACACACACUGACUGCAGAAAAUGUGCAAAACAUGGAGUUUGUUCAGUCAUGGAUCUGUGUCAGGCUUAUUCCACUCCUCCCGUUUAUUACCACAGAGUUUAUAUCCAACAUGAGCAAGAUAAACUUUUCAUGUGUCAGCUACCAGACAAUAGUCAAAACACUCAGUCAGCAGGUGAAUCUGAUCAAUGGAACAUCUAAGACCUCCAUCUACACCCAAUUCAUUCAGCCAUUCUUGUCUAGACAACUUUCAGAUCCUGCAUGUCUUUCUAACAUUAUGAGCAGUGCUGAAUGGCUUGUGAAAAAUUUUGGUGAAUUUUCAUUCUACGCUAUUUUGCUGCUGUUGGAUCCAUCCACCGGUGCUCUUGAAAAUGUGACCGUGGUGAAGGAGGUGUUGAGCAGCAUCCUAAAAGCCCCAGAUGAGGAGCAGCUAGAGAAAUUCUUUGAAACGUUUGUGGAGGUCAGCAAGGAGGAAAACAUCACCUACAUCACAAACGCGGAAGUCCGGGACGCAAUACUGAACCUGACUUUGACGGCUCUGGCUCCCAAAUUCCCUCUCUUCCAAACCAGUGACUAUGAGCUGUGGUUCCAAAUUAAUCUCGUGGUCCUGCUGGCCAGCUUCAGUCCUUCAGUUUUGGUGGUGAUCCCCGCCAACCUCACCUGCGACUCUUACGGCGCAAUAUUGAAAGGCAUGGAGAGCGCUUUGGCGGUUCUCCCAACUGGAGUUGGAGUGGAGCUGAAGUCAAGCAUAGACAAACUUCGACAGUCACCACCAGAAGGCUGCACGCCCCCUCGCCCUGUGGGUUUCUGCAAAGAGACAAUAGUGGAUGAGGUGAGGCUGUGUGGAGGUGUCCACAGUGGUGGACCCGGGAGCCAGCCUCCUUCCUCGGCUCAGCUGUGCGACUUGGCCAUCUCUAAUUAUGCCUGCUCUCCGGUUGCAUCCUCCCUGUCCUCUGACGCCCUCGUCACACUGCUGACUUGCAAGGUGCCGAGCAGCGUGAACAGCAGCGCAGAGACGUGGAAGCUUUUCUUCCAGAAAGUCGCGGGAGUUCUGGAGGUUGCUCUGUCAGCGUACUCCAACAACACCCUCGGUGGCCAUCAGCCUGAGUCCCGUGUUCUCGAUGCCAUUGGAGAGGUGAAAGUCAACAACUUCAGCGCCGCACAACUGGCAGAUGUCAGCUUCAUUACCGACUGGUUCCAGGGAAGGCUGAGACCAUUCUUGCCUGCAGUCUCCAGGGACUUCCUGUCCUGCCUUAGCUCCAAGAACUUCAGUUGCGACACCUACCAAGUUGUGGUGCAGGCUCUAAGUCGUCAAGCGUCCCUCAUGGAGGUGGGGCAACAACGGGUCGUCUUCACUGAAUUUGUCAGUCCCUUCCUCUCGAGAGACGACCUACCAGAUCCUGCCUGUCUUGCCAAUACUAUGAGCAGCGCUGACUGGCUGGAGAAGAACUUUGGCAACUUCUCCGUCUACGCUACCUUGGAGGACUUGCAAAGGCUGAAUGAAAAUUUCUCCAGCUUUGCAUCCUUGGCGCUGCUGAGCCCUAGCCAAGUAGCUGAACUGACACUGAGCUCCGGAGCGCUGAACAACACCCAUCAGAUCGACGCUGUGUUCGACCGCCUGGAGAAUGGCAACGCUUUCAAGAACGUGGAGGAGUUUCUGACGGCUCUAACCGCAUCUCCUGAGAUUCCCGAUAUCACCCCCGCUGUGAGAGACGUGAUGAUGAACCGAACCUUCGGGAUCAUUGAACUGAAGCUCCCGGGAUUUGUGGCUCAUGACUGGGAAGUGUGGUUCACCGAGAAGCUCAUCCCUGUCCUCCCCAGUUUCACCGCAGGAAUGCUGCUUAAGGUCACAGCUGACAUCAACUGCACCAACUACCAUGUGAUCGUUGAGGGAAUGGGAGAUGUUUUCGACAAAAUGACAUUCACCAGGAGGCAGGAGAUGACCAGGGUUCUGGUGGAGCACCUGAAGCAAUUUGCCGUCCGAUACAACAGUCCAGAUUGCAGAAAGGACAUCGGAAACGAUGCUGAGUGGCUUGACAUCAACUUGGGUCUAUUCUCCACGGUGGCCAAUUACUCAGACCUCAAGGAGCUGAACAUCAGUGGGCUGGCAGCUUUGGAAUCCCUGUCACCUGACCAGAAAGCAGAGCUGCUGUUGGAUCCGUCCACCGGUGCUCUUGAAAAUGUGACCGUGGUGAAGGAGGUGUUGAGCAGCAUCCUAAAAGCCCCAGAUGAGGAGCAGCUAGAGAAAUUCUUUGAAACGUUUGUGGAGGUCAGCAAGGAGGAAAACAUCACCUACAUCACAAACGCGGAAGUCCGGGACGCAAUACUGAACCUGACUUUGACGGCUCUGGCUCCCAAAUUCCCUCUCUUCCAAACCAGUGACUAUGAGCUGUGGUUCCAAAUUAAUCUCGUGGUCCUGCUGGCCAGCUUCAGUCCUUCAGUUUUGGUGGUGAUCCCCGCCAACCUCACCUGCGACUCUUACGACGCAAUAUUGAAAGGCAUGGAGAGCGCUUUGGCGGUUCUCCCAACUGGAGUUGGAGUGGAGCUGAAGUCAAGCAUAGACAAACUUCGACAGUCACCACCAGAAGGCUGCACGCCCCCUCGCCCUGUGGGUUUCUGCAAAGAGACAAUAGUGGAUGAGGUGAGGCUGUGUGGAGGUGUCCACAGUGGUGGACCCGGGAGCCAGCCUCCUUCCUCGGCUCAGCUGUGCGACUUCGCCAUCUCUAAUUAUGCCUGCUCUCCGGUUGCAUCCUCCCUGUCCUCUGACGCCCUCGUCACACUGCUGACUUGCAAGGUGCCGAGCAGCGUGAACAGCAGCGCAGAGACGUGGAAGCUUUUCUUCCAGAAAGUCGCGGGAGUUCUGGAGGUUGCUCUGUCAGCGUACUCCAACAACACCCUCGGUGGCCAUCAGCCUGAGUCCCGUGUUCUCGAUGCCAUUGGAGAGGUGAAAGUCAACAACUUCAGCGCCGCACAACUGACAGAUGUCAGCUUCAUUACCGACUGGUUCCAGGGAAGGCUGAGACCAUUCUUGCCUGCAGUCUCCAGAGUCUCCGCUUCCUGUCCUGCCUUAGCUCCAAGAACUUCAGUUGCGACACCUACCAAGUUGUAUCCUGCCUGUCUUGCCAAUACUACGAGCAGCGCUGACUGGCUGGAGAAGAACUUUGGCAACUUCUCCGUCUACGCUACCUUGGAGGACUUGCAAAGGCUGAAUGAAAAUUUCUCCAGCUUUGCAUCCUUGGCGCUGCUGAGCCCUAGCCAAGUAGCUGAGCUGACACUGAGCUCCGGAGCGCUGAACAACACCCAUCAGAUCGACGCUGUGUUCGACCGCCUGGAGAAUGGCAACGCUUUCAAGAACGUGGAGGAGUUUCUGACGGCUCUAACCGCAUCUCCUGAGAUUCCCGAUAUCACCCCCGCUGUGAGAGACGUGAUGAUGAACCGAACCUUCGGGAUCAUUGAACUGAGCUCCGGGAUUUGUGGCUCAUGA
This is a messenger RNA of Cyprinus carpio (common carp), 4016 nucleotides long. RefSeq lists its product as uncharacterized. The record is from RefSeq and is a predicted model, not a curated record. The coding region runs from base 150 to 4016 and encodes 1288 amino acids. The transcript has 37 exons. Lineage: Eukaryota; Metazoa; Chordata; Actinopteri; Cypriniformes; Cyprinidae.